CUUGUAAGUGUAACAACCACACCAAUUUGUGCCACAUCAGCUCUGGAAAAUGCUUCUGUACCACAAAGGGCGUCAAGGGAGACCAGUGUCAGCUAUGCGAUUCAGAGAACCGAUACCUUGGUAACCCUCUCCGUGGAACUUGUUACUACAACCUGCUGAUCGACUACCAGUUUACUUUCAGCCUGCUUCAGGAGGAUGACCGCCACUACACCGCCAUCAACUUUGUGGCCACACCAGAACAGGCCAACAAAAACCUGGAGAUGUCCAUCAAUGCCUCCAACAACUUCAACCUAAACAUCACCUGGUCCUUCAGCUCAACAGCUGGUACCAUAUCUGGUGAGGAGAUGUCUGUCAUAGCGAGGAUGAACAUCAAGGAGCACAGGGACAGCUUCUCAUGUGAAAAGUUUAACUUCAGGCUUCACCACAACAUCACCUUUUAUGUCUAUGUGUCCAACUUCAGCUGGCCAAUCAAGAUCCAGAUUGCUUUCUCCCAGCACAACAGCAUCAUGGACCUGGUACAGUUCUUCGUCACCUUCUUCAG
Messenger RNA from Poecilia latipinna (sailfin molly), 541 nucleotides. Its product is annotated as attractin-like protein 1. The transcript has 6 exons. Gene Ontology annotation, cellular component: Golgi apparatus. Lineage: Eukaryota; Metazoa; Chordata; Actinopteri; Cyprinodontiformes; Poeciliidae. The record is from RefSeq and is a predicted model, not a curated record. The annotation marks the transcript as partial.